This is a messenger RNA of Paramacrobiotus metropolitanus, 778 nucleotides long. RefSeq lists its product as uncharacterized. The coding region runs from base 123 to 605 and encodes 160 amino acids. Lineage: Eukaryota; Metazoa; Tardigrada; Eutardigrada; Parachela; Macrobiotidae. The record is from RefSeq and is a predicted model, not a curated record. The transcript has a single exon. Gene Ontology annotation, molecular function: nucleic acid binding.
ACGAAGCUUGAGUCUAUCUUGAUUAUACGGGCAAGCGAAGAAAGAUCUGCUACAAGUUUAAAGGAUCCAAAAAUCCCGAAAAUUGGAUAAAAUUUUGCAAAGUUAAAAAACAACUAGGUGGUAUGUUCAUCGCCGGAAUUUCUUUUCGUGGCCUAACAGCGAUCCGGUUCAUUCCUCCCACCCCUAAAAUAACCGCCGAUCUCUGCAUUCAAAACGUGUUGGAGCCAUUGGUGCAAAAAGACUUCCCCCGUGUCUAUCCAGGCGAAGAAAGGAAGGUGGCACUGCAUCAGGACUCCGCUCCCGCACAUACUUCCAAAAAAAUCUGCCAGCGGCUAGCUUCUCGCGGCGUCCGAAACAUUCCGAAGGGCAUGUGGCCGAGCAACUUACCGGACUCAACAUCCAUGGAUUUUGGAACGAACGGGAUUUUUAAAAGAAUUUUGUAUCAGAAGUAUGCAGCGUCGAUUCGUGGUUUGUUAACAGUCGCGCGCCGAUCUUUCUCUAGUAUUUCAAUUACCCUGAUAUGUCAGAUACUUUUUUCCUGGCGUUAUUGUGUGGAGUUGAUGGCAGAGAAGAAGGGCUUUCAGAUAGAGCAAAUAUUAGAAUAAAGUCAAUGCGGCGGAUAUUAUAAUAAAUUUAUGAAUAGAGUGGAAGCAUAUUGCGAAAUCACCCUCUGUACGCAGUAUUUCGGCUUUUUGGUAUUUGUUUUCGGUUAAUUUUGCUGCUGUUUGAGCUUCAUGAAUCGGAAGUGAUGCCAGCAGAUGUACAACACAUGCUGGAU